This is a messenger RNA of Anisakis simplex (herring worm), 330 nucleotides long. Lineage: Eukaryota; Metazoa; Nematoda; Chromadorea; Rhabditida; Anisakidae. The record is from the annotation of a GenBank genome assembly.
AUGGGUCUGAUUGAAACAAAGUGGAGUCUUUUGCCUGGUGCAGGAGGAAGUCAACGUUUGGCGCGAGUGGUUGGGUUACCGCUUGCGAAGGAGUUGAUUUUUACGGCUCGUAUCAUCGAUGGCGUCGAAGCUGAGCGAAUCGGUUUGGUUAAUCACGCGGUCAACGGAGAUGAUGAAGCAGCUUAUCAGAAAGCACUUGAAAUUGCUCGAGAGAUCCUCACGAAGGGUCCGCUCGCAAUUAGAGCAGUAAAAACGGCGAUAUCGAUCGGUAAUGAGAUGGACUUAGCGAGUGGUUUACGAUUGGAGCAACAGUGUUAUGGACGUGUAUGA